Molecule: messenger RNA, 7204 nt
Organism: Orbicella faveolata
Lineage: Eukaryota; Metazoa; Cnidaria; Anthozoa; Scleractinia; Merulinidae
Product: protein dispatched homolog 1-like
Biological process (GO): smoothened signaling pathway
Cellular component (GO): membrane
Molecular function (GO): transmembrane transporter activity
Source: RefSeq, a predicted model, not a curated record
AGUGGCUGUGGGACCACGAGCCGCAGUUGGAGGAGUUCCGCAGUAAACUGACGUCAAUUUGAUUUGCAGGCCAAUACAGCUGACAGUUCCCGUCGACCUUUGCAGGUCGCGCAAAUUUUUUUUUUUGCGGUGUUGAUCUUAUCAUAUUUAUGUUCUCAUAUGACUUGAAACUUAUUCUUUCGUUCUGAUAGCGUAAGUUAGAGGAAAAUGGGUAAAAAAGUAAUGUGUGGUUGUUGGCCAAACUUGAGGUUCACAUGGCAUGACCUGAUAGCACUAUGUCUGGCCAUUCUUAUUCCAGUGCUUGUUAUUAUCCUCACAAUGGUCGCAAUCUUGCCAUCACUAGGAGCUCCCCCAUUACCUGACUUUUCAGACCCAGUUAAGGGCUUUGAACCGAGAGGGACAAAACUGAGUGAUCAAAUAGUGACCUUGCAAAACUUUUAUUGGAAUGCACGGGGUCAUACUCUUUUUGAGCAGCCACCUCAAGGUCCACAACAGGAACAAGGAAAUGUCAAGCGGAAACGUCGAUCAGUUCAAGGUUCUCUUGAACCUCCACUUCCUCCUGAUCCAGUCUACAGGCGCAUGAUAUUUGUUUUUGAGUCUUCUAAUACCAAGGAAACCAUGUUUGAUGCAAAAAAACUUAAAACUGCUUGUUCCAUGGAGACUGACAUUCUGAAAAACUCAUAUUUUUCUGAAUACUGCAGUGGAAUUUCAGAUGGAACUGGUAAACUACAGUGUUACUCGAGCUCCUCUCUUGGAAACUAUGUUGCACUGCUCAACAACCGUAAAUCAUGUCUACAUAUAACAGAUGAUGAUGUGUUAUCAGUGAAGAAUUUGUUGGGCAACUGUUCAUCUUACUUUUCGAAGCAAACUUUGAAAGAGGACUGUGAUCCCUCAACCUCAUCAGGUAACCAGAAUGUUAAUGCUUCAGCCAGCUUCAAUAACUGUCCAAGUGUACCAACAAAGUGCACCAAACACAACGCUGUGUAUAACAUUUUACAGUAUCUUACAGACAAUGAGAUGAGCCCAUCCAAUGGUAUGUUUUUAAAAUAUGCAGUAUCCCUUCCAUCAGGUACUUUUAGUGAAGACUUUGUUUUUGAUGAUUUAUAUUCAAACUUAAAAGACGGUAUUCCUGGAAGAGAAGGGGUAGAAUUUGCAUCCUUCAAGUUUUCUGGCUACAAGUUUGACCUAUUCAACAAAAAGCUUCUUUCUGAAGUUAUCUUUCCUGCUCUGGCUAUGAUUAUUGUUUUCUUAAUCAUGUGGUUUUUCAUGGGUUCAUUCAUUCUUACACUCUGUGGUCUAAUGUGUGUUAUCUAUGCCACUGCUCUUUCAUACUUUCUCUACACCAGAGUUUUUAGACUUGACUUUUUUCCUUUUCUGAAUAUUACCACAUUGGUGUUUUUGGUGGGUAUAGGGGCAGAUGAUGCCUUUGUAUAUUAUGACAUAUGGAGACAGACAAGGACUGCUAAUCCAAAUGCAAACAUCAUGCAGUUAACAUUGAAGACCUUACGUUAUGCUGCAGUCUCCAUGUUUGUGACAAGUUUGACGACAGCAUCAGCAUUCUAUGCAGGAGUUUCUUCUACUAUAACUCCCAUCAAGCUGUUUGGAAUAUUUGCUGGCACAUCCAUCUUAACUAAUUACCUGCUGAUGAUAACGUAUUUCCCAGCUGUUGUAGCUUUGCAUGAGAAAUGGGUCUUGAAGUACACAGGCGGCCAAAGUGUAGAUGCUAUGGCAUUAACAGAGUUGAAAACUGAUUAUGAAGUGAUCCAACCUGCACAAGACGUUGCUGGUUGUGAAAGCAUGGAUGCUGUGCCAACAACAGAAUUGAGAGCUAAUCAUGACAAGAUCCAACCUGUGCAGGCAGCACCAACAGUGCAAGACAUGUCAGAAAGUAGGAAAGCAGAUUUACCAGUAAACAGCUGCACAAAUCAAAAGGAAACACACCUUUGUAUUCUCCAGGUUAUUGACUUUCCUUGCUCUCUUUUAGAAUCAGCAACAAAUCUUACCAGCAGAGUUGGCACAAAAUUGUUUCAGGAUUGGAUACCAAAGGCAGUCAUCAAGUUACACUGGUUGUGGAUAGCAUUGUUAGUCUGUCUUACUGCUGGAUUUUUAUGUGUCAAUUUUGUAAAACCAGGUCUGCAGUUACCAAGCAGCAAAGAUUUUCAAGUAUUUGGUUCAUCUCAUCCACUGGAAAACUACUACUUAAACUACAAGAGCUAUUUUAGAUUUGAACAGCAAGUUAGUGGCUUAUGGGUGGAGCUGUUUUGGGGAAUCAAACCUGCAGAUAAUGGCAAUCAUCUUAAUCCAGAUGACAAAGGAACUCUUGAAUUUGAUGAUAACUUUGGUGAUCUCUUUACUCCUGCUGGCCAAAAGUUUCUUCGUUCUUUGUGUCAAUCUGUUGAAAAGGAAUCAUUUUUUGAAACAUUCAGUGGUGGUCAGUGUCCCAUCGAAACAUUCAUUGAUGAGUGUACCUCAGGACAGACCCCUUGUUGUGGAAUCAAUGCUUCCUUUCCUUUUCCAGCUGAUGUCACUGAAAAGUGUGCUAAACUCGCCUCAAGUUUAUUGGGAAGAACAGGUCUUUUGUUUGAUGCUAUGGGGAAUGUGAAAGGUUAUCAUUUGCUAAUAAACACCAACCAAGCAUUCUCAACUAACUUUACCUCCAUGGAUGGUUUCUGGAAGAAAGUGACUUCUUGGGUUGAUAGUAAAAUGCCUGAAGCUCCACUGGGACUGCAAAAUGGCUGGGCAGGAUGCUGGGGACUGGACUUCUAUGCCCUUCAAAUUGGCCUGUCUGAUGGAACAUACUCGUCCCUAGGAAUAUCUGUUGCUGUGUCAUUUACAGUUAUGUUACUAACAACUCUCAACAUCUUCAUAAGUAUCUAUGCCAUUGUCACCAUCAUUGGAAUUAUUGCAAUAACCAUUGGAUCUCUGGUGCUAGCUGGCUGGCAGUUGAAUAUUUUAGAGUCCAUUGUGAUGUCAGUUGCUGUAGGAUUGUCUAUUGACUUCACCAUGCAUUAUGGUGUGGCUUACAGACUGGCUCCAAACAAAAGCCAGAGAGACGGCAGAGUGCGUUACUCGCUGGUGCACAUUGGAUCUGCUAUCACUAUGGCAGCUCUGACCACAUUUCUUACAGGUUUAAUGAUGAUGCCAGCCACAGUAUUGGCGUACUUUCAGCUUGGUCAGUUCCUUAUGUUGGUCAUGUUCUUUAGCUGGCUGUAUUCCACCUUUGGAUUCUUGUCAAUCUGCACUGUGAUUGGUCCAAAAGAUAAUUUUGGACAGCUAAGUAUCACUCAUCUGUUCCAGAGGUGUGGUCUGUGUAAAGUGAGUCCAGAGAACUCCAAGAAACCAGCACUGAACAAUGAGAAUGUCAACUUGGCAACGGAAGAAAAUGCUGUCAAUAAUUUGCCUCCAGGACAAAAACCUGACAUUACUACCCACUUCUGAAGAUCAUAAGUAUAUUAAAUCUGGUAUGUUUUUAUAGGUGAUUUGAGCUGUCUCUGAGAAGUUUGGGACACCAUACAAGUAGGAAGAAACGUUUUUAAACCUUGUUUACACAUGAGUUGUGGACUAACAAUGACAAAUACAAACAACUUGCAAGAAUACAUAUCAGUUCAUUGUUAUAAGAUGUGUGUAGUAUUGAGGCUUAUUAUAUCUAGGAAAUGUCUGUGAGCAGAACUGUGGAUGGGAUAGGACAUUUCUGUAGUAAUCAAAAUGUUGGCAGCAUUUGGAAUAUUUAGGGAUAAUUAACUAUAUUUUUCUUUGAAAUCAAGGUGAAUAGUGCAUAAUAUUUGCUGAGCUGCAAAGUGGCUCAGUAAAUAUUCUGCUGCUAUUCAAUGAGAUUGAAAAGAAUAAUUGUUUUAGUACAUACACACGAGGUGAUCUCAGAAACAAACGAAAAUGAAACCAUUAAAAGUUGAUUUAAUUGACCUCUCAAUUCAUGCAUGGAAAACAUGCAAGUGGCAUGAAGCAUGCGCAUAUUAAACUAUUUACAGAAUCUUCAAACAGGGAAAAUCUAGUUAACCUUUGACCAAAAAACCCUCUUCACAAUCCAGCAAAAUGGUCUUUUAACACCUUUCAAUUCAGCAAUCUAAAUUGAAAGUCUGCUUAUAAAACAAUUUUACCAUUCAAAGUUUCCAUUUUCACUUGAGAUGAAAAUUGAAAGAGCAGCUGGUGAAGGAUCAACCUGAAAUAAUUAUUAUUAUAUAGUUUGCAGGGGACUGUGAUGAAAACUGGAUGUUUUAUUGCACAAAGAUGUCCUCCUGAAAACUUUUGAAGGUGCUUCUUUGAAUAGCACUUGAUGCUUCUGCCGAUAAACCCUGCAGUAUUCAUUUCUGCUAAUGCCGGGUGAAGAGCAAAAAACAAAAAUUAUAUCACGAAAUCUGUAAUAUUUGCCACUGACAUGUCCUGAAACUGCUCAAAAGUCGAAUGUUGGUGGGUUUUUUCUAUCCUUUAAAAACUUUCAAGUCAAAUUCCAUAGCCUUCUUUUUAUUUUCUGUUACAGCUUUUUCUUGUAUUCAUAAGAUUUCUGAUUCAGAAACACUGUUGCAAUGAAACUUGAGCCAGCCAUUCUGUUUUUUUGUUUUUGUUUGAAUGGAUUAUUAACUCAAUAGGAUGUGAAUAAUAAUUGUUUAUUAGCCAGAGAUAGUGAACCAAUCAGAUUGCUUGAAACAUCAGAUCUCUGAGUGUGUAGAUACUAAUUAAAAUUAACCAAAAUUUGGUCAUUAAAAUAAUUAAACAUGAAUUCAAUAUAAGGAAUAUUUCUAAAUCUUCUUAAUAGGAAACUUCAGAGAAAUCUGAAAAUGUUGCAUUUUACAGCUGCCUUCUGGCAUCUGACACUAAUGUCUAAAACUGUUUACAAUAGUCCAGCCAUUCAGAUGACAGCAGUUGCAUAUUUACUGUGAAACUAAGAAAACUGUGAACACCAGACAUUUUUAUAUUUUUGGAAUCUUACUGUGUAGCAAGGGAAAAGCCAAUAAGCCACUUCUAGUCGUGCACCGAGACUCAUUUUAAAACAGAGGUGAAAGCAACCCGGAAAUGGCCUUUGGGCGUGCGUAAACUAAAUGAACAAAUUCCCUUUGACUUAUAGCUUUCAAAAGGGACGCAAAAGAUGAUUUGGAUGCUUGAAUUUAGAGGUCAUAAAUAUUUGACAAUUCAUCUUACCGGUAUUUCAAAAAGGUUGGUUUAUUGUGAUAGCCAGCUCUAUAAGCUUUAGUUUGAUAUAGGGGUUUAGGUGUCUACAGUUUAAACGAGACGCGUUACAUCGCUUGGAGGCAAGACACCUCUGAAGGUGCUCUAAAGGUGUACAGUAACCUUAAGAAUGAAAACUUUGUGCACUUGUAGUUUCCAUGGCAACCAAUAACUAACAUGAAACUACACAACUAGGUGCAGAGUAUUAUUCUGCAUGUUAUUUGUUCUUUGUUGCCAAAUGCUAGUGCCUUAUUUUAUUAUAUGAUGAGCACACAUACAGGGUUCCCUGUAAGAACUGGUGACCUGCAAAAAUCGCUGUUUAGAAGUCCUUAGUGUGAUGGCUUUCUAGAAACUAAAUGUACAUAAGAAACAAUCUUAAAGUGUUAUUGCUUUUUUGAGGGAAUUUUUAAGGGAAUUUUAUUGAUGUACAGCAUGGAAAUGAUGGACAGCACUUUUAAAUUAGUUCGGAAUUAGUGUGAACGCUGUGUGUUUGAAACAUGCUAGGGGUACUGCCGUGAGCAUAAGUUAUGCUUGGACAAAUUUGUGAUGUCAAAUUGAAAAAGUCUGGCAGACUUAUUCCAGUUCUGUUGUCAGUUGUGUUUAAUAACAUUACUAAAAUUUAAUCAUAACUUGCUCUUCAACAAAUCUCCUGUUUAAUAUCUUUAUCUUGGUGUUCCAGGAACAUAUUGUGUGGGAGCAAAAGUGCUCGAUCAUAAUUUAGGCUGUCUUUAACCAAAGAUUACCUCACAAAUUAAUAAAUGCCAUGGUAGUGUACCCUUGAGUAUUUAUUUGUUAUUUUAAAAACUCGAAACUAGAGUAUAACUCUUGAAUUUUGUAUCCCAAGACUUUUGUUUGUGGAGUAAUUUUACUUAUUUAUUACCUUUUUAAGUUAAACAUUACAAAGAAUUUAUACUUUUAUGUGAAGCAAAUAUUCAAGAUGCUUCCCUCUGCAUUUAGAGCUGUGCUUGAACGUUUUAUAGACUUGCAAAAUAUUGUCGGACUUGUAAAAAUAAAUCUGCACGUAUUGGAUAUAAAAUUGUUGAUAAGAACGUGUAAAUACUGUACAUUGUGCAUGUAUACAUUGUAGGGGGAUACUCAAUAGAUAAUCUAUGUGGAUUGGAUUUACAUAAGUCAUAGUAUUCUCCCAUUUUGAUUGGUUCUUAAGAUCUAUUGGAGGACAGAUGUGUUGUGACAUUGUGAACACUUUUGCUUUAAACAAAUAGAUUCCAUCUGUUCAGUGGCAGAUCAGAGACAUCAGAUUGUGGUAAGAACAUCAGUGAAUGACUUGGCUAUCACCUUGUGUGCCACUUUUUUGUUGUUACUGUAUUUUGACAACAUCUGUGAUGUGGAAACAUGGAAUCAUUUUAAAUGUUUUGUCAAGCUGAGUUUUCAAGCAGUCUAGUCUGGGAUAAUGUUCAUUUAUAAAUCGUUUUUUGGUCUACAAUAAGGUAUUGCCAUUUGCACUAAGAAUUAAUUGACUCUUGGAGUUCACUAAACCUUACAGAAAUGGAAAUACAAACAAGUAGAGCGACUGACUGCAAUACUGAUAGUUAAAGUGAUAUUUGGUACUGUUCCAGGACAAGGUUGCAAAUGCAGCUGAACAUUGUUUGCUAUGGGUUUUACAAGAGCAUUCAGAGUUCCAUCAGCACACACACCUGACCCUCCAAAAUAACAGAGUAUCCCCCAGGUAUACAUGUCUGGAUUUAUGAAAACAGUGCUAAAGAAAGUCUCACCUGAGUGUAGACAAGAUAAAAAUUCAUGGAAAUGUCAGUCUCUUUUCCCCCCAUUCUCUUACAUUUGGGUACUCUUCUACUUUAUUUUCAUCAAUAAAUUAUUAGAGUUAUUUUCAGGCCUCUAGGAGUCAUAAUCAAAGUGUUAUCACUCCCCUUGGUGCAAAGUAACACACUUUUCAUUGAUCCAGUCAUGUAUAUUAGUAAGCCAAUGUUACUGUGUAAAUUUUUGACUUAUAUGUAACAUGUAAGUUGUAACACACAGUACAAUAAAGUUGUUGACAGUGUGAGUG